This is a messenger RNA of Pundamilia nyererei, 3888 nucleotides long. RefSeq names its product vacuolar protein sorting 4 homolog A (gene vps4a). Gene Ontology annotation, molecular function: ATP hydrolysis activity; ATP binding. The record is from RefSeq and is a predicted model, not a curated record. The coding region runs from base 227 to 1537 and encodes 436 amino acids. NCBI's taxonomy places the organism in Eukaryota, Metazoa, Chordata, Actinopteri, Cichliformes, Cichlidae. The transcript has 11 exons. Gene Ontology annotation, biological process: endosomal transport; vacuole organization.
UCCUUACUGAGGAGUUGGCAACACUGCCCCUGUUGGUUGACGUCUUGUUGGGUCGAGCUGUCAUCUUUGCUAGCCGCCGCAUUAGCCACUGUUUUGUUUUGUCAUGACAGGAGCGUGCAGUCCUCGUACAGAACAGGGCUGGUAAAGACAUCACUUCUUCAGGUGUCCACCUUUGGGGAGGAACAGAGGACAGAAAUCUGCGCGUGUCACAUUAAAGUGAGAUGAAAUGACAACGUCAACAUUACAGAAAGCCAUUGAUCUUGUCACUAAAGCCACAGAGGAGGACAAGGCGAAAAACUAUGAGGAGGCUCUGCGCCUGUACCAGCAUGCUGUGGAAUAUUUCCUACAUGCCAUAAAAUAUGAGGCCCACAGCGACAAGGCGAAGGAGAGUAUACGAGCAAAAUGUAUGCAGUACCUGGACAGAGCAGAGAAACUGAAGGACUAUCUGAAGAAUAAAGACAAACAGGGCAAGAAGCCUGUCAAAGAAGCACAGAGCAAUGACAAGAGUGACAGUGACAGUGAGGGUGAAAACCCAGAGAAGAAAAAACUGCAGGAGCAGCUUAUGGGUGCUAUUGUAAUGGAGAAACCCAAUGUGAGGUGGAAUGAUGUUGCUGGGCUGGAAGGAGCUAAGGAAGCUUUGAAGGAAGCAGUCAUCCUGCCCAUCAAAUUUCCUCACCUUUUCACAGGCAAACGGACCCCAUGGAGAGGCAUCCUGCUCUUCGGUCCUCCGGGAACAGGAAAGUCAUACCUGGCCAAGGCGGUGGCCACCGAGGCCAACAACUCCACCUUCUUCUCUGUCUCCUCCUCAGACCUCAUGUCGAAGUGGCUGGGAGAGAGUGAGAAGCUGGUGAAAAACCUGUUUGAUCUAGCUCGCCAGCACAAACCUUCAAUCAUCUUCAUCGACGAGGUGGACUCUCUGUGCGGCUCGAGGAACGAGAAUGAAAGCGAGGCUGCCCGCCGCAUCAAGACAGAGUUUCUGGUCCAGAUGCAGGGUGUCGGAAACAACAAUGAUGGCAUUCUGGUGCUCGGAGCCACCAACAUCCCCUGGGUGCUGGACGCCGCCAUCCGCAGAAGAUUUGAGAAGCGUAUCUACAUCCCUCUGCCAGAGGAGCCGGCUCGGGCUCAAAUGUUUCGCCUCCAUCUGGGCAACACGCCGCACAGCCUGAGCGAGGCCGACCUGCGGCAGCUCGCCCGCAAAACAGAAGGCUACUCCGGUGCCGACAUCAGCAUCAUCGUCCGGGAUGCUCUCAUGCAACCCGUUAGGAAGGUCCAAUCUGCCACACAUUUCAAAAAGGUCCGCGGUCCAUCCCGAAGCAACAACCAGGUGAUGGUGGAUGACCUCUUGACGCCAUGUUCCCCUGGCGAUCCUGGGGCCAUAGAGAUGACCUGGAUGGACGUGCCUAGUGAUAAGCUACUGGAGCCCAUAGUCUGCAUGUCGGACAUGCUGCGCUCUCUGUCCACCACCCGCCCCACAGUUAACACCGAAGACCUUCUCAAAGUCAAGAAGUUCACAGAGGACUUUGGGAUGGAGGGCUGAGAGACAGAGCCCCACGUCUCCCGCUCCAUCUCCAAGUCCAGCAGAAGGGUCAGACUGCUCCCAGUACCAACACUCCACCCCUCUCCUCUGCACCAUCCUGUAGGCUUUCAUCUUCAGCUGAGCACUUGGUUCACUGCCUCUCCUGGAUUUAUAACAUGGCGCCAGUCUGCAUCUUCGUGUCUCGUCCAGGCCCGGAUGUUUGAAUCCCUGGAGGACAUUGACCAAAUGCAGAAGUAGAAAAUCUCAGUGUGAUUUGGUAGCUGGACUGUAGACUUCCUCCCCUGUCGCCUCUGCGUUUUUCCCCACCCUUUACAGACUGUGCUCCGUUACAGCAUAUUCACUACAAGAACUGUUCAUCUGCGCCGCAUUUAAUGUGAGGAAAUGCAUAAAGUUUGUCCCACUGUGAGCCUGUCUCGUCUCCGACCGAAGGGCCGUACAUUCUGCUGCCGUCAUGCAACUCCCUUUGGUAUCGCCAUGAAGGACAGUGAAGAAGAAGCGAAAAGAAGACGUUAGUUGUUCUGCCAGGCAUGCGGAAGUGUGAAUGCAUUUAAGUGUUUUUAUUAAACUUGUUUCUGUUUAAAUGUUAUUUUGAUUAUUUAAGGCAGUUAAACCAAGUGAGCGUGUCUGGUUGAGGCCUGUAGCUCCGUGCUCGCAACAGUCUGAGUGAAGCAUUUACAUUACCAGAGAUGUGCUUGACUGGGAGCCAAGUGCAGCAGUUCCUCAAUCUGAAAAUACUAAGAGUGAUAAUUUAAAUGAGAUGGGGAAAAAAAUCAGUAUUUCCUGCUUUUCUCUGUCUUCUGUAACUUGAAUGUCUUUUAUUUUGAAAAGGAUGUACACUCUGGGAGAUGGAUGAUUGUCAUUGAAAAGCCAUUUGUUAACACAGCAUUUAAUCAACAUGAACAAAAAAGCAAUGAAUACUUUAAAAAAAAUAGAUUUUUAAGAAAGCCCAACUGCUGAUGAAUGGCUCUAUUUUUUUUCCUUAUUUUUUCUUUUCGAAGCGAAUAAACUGAUAGAUGAUGCAUCAACACUUCCUGUUUUGAAGCAGCAGUUGGUGGGAUUGGUAGCUUUUCUGGAGCAUUGGCUGUACAUAAAUGAUGGACAUGGCCACGGUGAUGUCAUUCAUUGGCUUUAGUCUUCACAUAUUGAAGCCCGAGUAUUAGCUGCUAAAAGUUUGUGGUGUUUUUGAAGACACAGCUGCAGCACCCAUAAGUUAAAAUCCAAUCAGGUGAAUAAAAAAAAUUUCACCUGCUAUAGAAACCAAAGCUUGUUUUCUGUAACUGGCCAUACUGGCGGUGCAUUUAGAGCGUGGCUCAAGUGGCCAUUAGUAAUGCAGUUUUUGGAUCUUUGCCAUUGGCUUCCUUUUUUUUUUGGCUGUGGUCAGUGAGGCUUGUUCUGGAGUUUUCAAACUAAAACAGCUACCGUGGGGCAAACAGUCACACUUUCACUUCAUGUUUAGGAGGCCGUUACGUGUGGAAGAAAGCGUCCUUUUGGUCUUUUCACUACUUUUCCUAGAAUACACCUAGUCUUAUUUAAACUGCGAAGUCCUUCUUUUAUGGAUGUUCUGUUUUUGAUGUUUGAGUUCGUGUUCUGGGUGUUUUCCACUCUUCAUUGAAAAUAUUCAAACUGAGCCGAUACAUGAGUGGGAGAAAUAUGCCACAAACUGCAGUGGAAAAUAAACAAUGUCUCAUUAAACAUGAAAAUUGAGGACAUCGGGUCUGUGGCACUUUAAGGAAACUAACCUCCCUCACUUGGUUUAACAGCACAAGCUAAUUAACGCCGACUGCAAUUAAUCCACUAAUAUUCACACGUUAGUGGAUUAAGAAUCAGUCAAGCACAUCUUUGUGUUGCCCUGCAUUCAUGGUCAAUCAGUGUUAUGGAACAUUAUUUAUAUAAAUUACUGGUCACGUGUGAUGUGUAACUAGUACAGCUACAGUAUGUUUAUUCUUUAUGUAUUAAUUUUCUGUGAUUCAUGAUGGAGCACCAGUGAGAGGCCUCCUGACCACCCCCCCCUUUAUUGGAGGCAAAUGUACAGAGUGCUCCUCCAGGGGCGAUGCUGCUGAACGUUUCAUUGCUGUUGUCCUAAUUUCAGCAGGGAGUUUAAGGAAAGCUGUCCUGCACAGACUCUGACCUCCUGCUGUUAUGGCAGGAUUGCAGGCGUGCCUGGUGGACUCACUGAUGGACUUCUGGAAGCUACAGUAGAAUCGCUGCGUGUUUGUGGAGGUACCUGUUGUUCAGGGGAGCUCAGUUAUUAACGUCCCUGUACGGGGAUUUAACCUGACGCUGGCCAUGUUAACAUUACUACUAAUUUAACCUGAAUAAAUAAAAACUGAAAUUUCAAAUGGAAAAAAAGA